Messenger RNA from Solanum lycopersicum (tomato), 1752 nucleotides. It is a transcript of the gene AMT1-2, whose product is annotated as ammonium transporter. The record is from RefSeq and is marked validated. Gene Ontology annotation, cellular component: plasma membrane. Gene Ontology annotation, molecular function: ammonium channel activity. Lineage: Eukaryota; Viridiplantae; Streptophyta; Magnoliopsida; Solanales; Solanaceae. Gene Ontology annotation, biological process: ammonium homeostasis; ammonium transmembrane transport.
CCUUCUUCUUCCUUCAUCACUCUCUCUCUAUUAAUUACUAAUUCUCCAAAUCAUGGCCUCCGCCAUGACUUGCUCAGCUGCCGAGCUCUUCCCUCAUCUCGGCAGCUCAGCAAAUGCCACAGCGGCCGCAGAAUUCAUCUGCAGCCGCUUCUCAGCUGUCUCAGAGUACCUCACAAACACCACCUACGCGGUGGACACCACAUACCUCCUCUUCUCGGCUUACCUCGUCUUCGCCAUGCAAUUGGGAUUUGCCAUGUUGUGCGCGGGCUCUGUCCGCGCCAAAAACACGAUGAAUAUAAUGCUUACAAACGUGCUUGAUGCUGCUGCUGGUGGAUUGUCUUAUUAUCUCUUUGGUUUUGCCUUUGCCUUUGGAGCUCCUUCUAAUGGUUUCAUUGGAAAACAUUUUUUUGGAUUAAAAGAGUUUCCUUCACAAGCUUUUGACUAUAGCUAUUUUCUUUAUCAAUGGGCCUUUGCCAUAGCUGCUGCAGGUAUCACAAGUGGGUCCAUAGCUGAAAGAACACAAUUUGUGGCUUAUCUCAUUUACUCUUCAUUUUUGACCGGUUUUGUGUACCCAAUUGUCUCACAUUGGUUCUGGUCCGGUGAUGGUUGGGCCAGUGCAUCAAAAACCGAUGGUAACUUAUUAUUCGGUUCGGGUGUUAUCGAUUUUGCCGGGUCCGGUGUUGUUCAUAUGGUUGGUGGCAUUGCCGGUCUAUGGGGCGCUUUCAUCGAAGGACCACGAAUCGGUCGGUUUGAUCGGUCCGGUCGGUCUGUUGCCCUAAGAGGCCAUAGUGCCUCAUUAGUUGUAUUAGGUACUUUUUUACUAUGGUUCGGUUGGUACGGAUUUAAUCCUGGUUCAUUCUUAACUAUUCUUAAAUCAUACGAUCAUACCAUAAGAGGUACUUAUUAUGGUCAGUGGAGCGCGAUCGGUAGGACAGCUGUCACGACUACAUUGGCUGGUUGUACCGCCGCUCUGACAACUUUGUUUUGUAAGAGGCUUUUAGUGGGACAUUGGAAUGUAGUUGAUGUAUGUAACGGUUUACUAGGUGGAUUUGCAGCAAUCACGUCAGGUUGUGCAGUUGUUGAGCCAUGGGCAGCUAUAGUUUGUGGAUUUAUCGCAGCUUGGGUUUUAAUUGGAUUUAACGCAUUGGCAGCUAAAUUAAAAUACGACGAUCCAUUAGAAGCAGCACAACUUCAUGGUGGUUGCGGUUCAUGGGGGAUAAUAUUUACUGGAUUAUUCGCGAAAAAAGAAUAUGUCAACGAAGUAUAUCCAGGAUUUCCUAAUAGACCAUAUGGAUUGUUUAUGGGAGGUGGUGGAAAACUAUUAGGUGCACAAGUAAUUCAAGUUGUUGUGAUUAUUGGAUGGGUGAGUGUCACAAUGGGACCAUUGUUUUAUUUGUUACAUAAGUUUAAGCUAUUGAGGAUAUCGCGAGACGAUGAAACAGCAGGGAUGGAUUUAACAAGACAUGGAGGAUUUGCAUAUAUAUAUCAUGAUGAAGAUGAAGGUUCAUCUAUGCCUGGAUUUAAAAUGACAAGAGUUGAACCGACUAAUACUUCUACACCUGAUCAUCAAAAUAGAUCUGUUAAUGUGGUUGUAUAACAAAUAAAUAAAUAAAUAAAAAUGUUACUAUAUAGAAUGGUCACCUUAUAAUUAAGGAAACGUCAAAUCUCAAAGUGCUUUAAUAAUGUGAUAUUAUUGGUUUCUUGAUAGACUAUAUAUAUAUAUAUGCCAAAUAUUUUUGACCAAAAAAAAAA